UCCCAAUUCAACAACCAAGUUACCUUGUUAAGCACGUCUUUUUAUUGGCCAUAGACACUCUAUAAAUAAUCGAGCUUCUCGGCUUUCUAUUCCUUCCUUUCCUUUUAGCUGUUAUAUAUACAAUAUCAGUUUUAAUCUCUCUCUGUAACAUUAAUCUAGGGCUUUCAGGUUUUCGAUCUGGACGUGUUUGGUUGAUAGGAAAAAGAGACCGUUACGUUUCUAAUUAGCUCUUGAAUCCAGUUUGCAGGUCAAAUUUAGAUACAUUUUCUGGAUAUUGGAAGCUAUAUCAACCUUUCUCAAACAUCUGAGUGCAAAUUAAAUGAUGUUCAGUCCUCUGCUAUAGAUGCAGUGGAGCAUUGGAAAUGAGAAGUUUCCAGGAAGCUUAUGCUUGAUGGACUGCAAGCCCAGCAGCAGUGACAAGAAGACGUUGAAGAGGUGGUUUUUUAUAGACAAAAGGGUUGGGUAAACAAAUCCUGGAAUAAGGCGCUUGAUUCUGCAUUUUGGCUCACAGGCAAUUUACAUUGUACACGUCAACCCCUUUUCUAGUCGCUGACUCCCAAGUAAUCUGAAUUCAAUGGACCUGAAAUCAAAUCAUUGUUCUCCGGUUUUAACUGAUCCUGCACCAAUAAACAAGUCAAGACUUGGCAUCCAUUCUAGUUUGUUGCCUUACUCGCAGCAAGGAGCUUCGUUCUCCUCCAGUAAGUAUGUAACUAUUCCAAGGAAAAAGCCUGCAAAGCUUGAUGAUGUUCGAUCUAAUGGUUGGUUGGAUGCCAUGAAGUCCUCUUCUCCCCCUCGGAAAAAGCUAAUAAAGGAUCUCAGUGUUGAGGUGGCUUUGGAUGAUGCUGAUAUUGCUUAUAGCUCCUGGAUGCUGAAGUAUCCAUCAGCACUCAACUCUUUUGACCAAAUUACAAAUUAUGCAAAGAACAAAAAGAUUGCAAUCUUUUCAGAUUAUGAUGGUACUCUUUCUCCAAUAGUAGAUGACCCAGAUCGUGCCCUUAUGUCUAAUGAUAUGCGUUCUGCUGUAAGAAAUGUUUCCAAGUUUUUUCCGACAGCAAUCAUCAGCGGAAGAAGCCGUGAUAAGGUAUAUGAACUGGUAGGACUAACAGAACUCUGUUAUGCUGGAAGUCAUGGGAUGGAUAUUAUGGGCCCUCUUAGUCACACAGUAUCUGAUGACUAUCCAAAUUGUAUUAAAUCUAAUGAUCAACAAGGUAAGGAGGUAAAUCUUUUCCAGCCGGCUAGGGAAUUUUUACCCAUGAUUGACGAGGUUUUUAGAACCCUCGUUGAGAAUACCAAGGGGAUCAAAGGUGCAAAAGUUGAGAAUCACAAGUUUUGUGCCUCUGUACAUUACCGUAACGUAGAUGAGAAGAAUUGGCCUACUAUAGCACAAUGCGUUCAUGAUAUUCUAAAGGACUACCCGCGAUUGCGGUUAACUCAUGGGCGGAAGGUUUUAGAAGUCCGUCCUGUGAUUGACUGGAACAAGGGAAAAGCAGUUGAAUUUCUACUUGAAUCUCUUGGGCUAAGUAAUAGGAAUGAUGUGCUUCCAAUCUAUAUUGGAGAUGAUAGUAGUGAUGAAGAUGCAUUCAAGGUAUUGCGGGAGGGUAAUCGAGGUUAUGGAAUACUGGUAUCCUCUGUCCCUAAAGAAACCAAUGCAUUCUACUCUCUCAGGAACCCUGACGAGGUCAUGAAAUUCCUCAACUCCCUGGUGACAUGGAAGCAUGAAGCAGCUAAAUGAUCUACCUAUAGCGGUAGUCAUUAUUUCUGAAUUUUAUAUUUCUUAAUAAACCGAGGCUAUUGGAGCAGCUUUGCAUUAUUUAGUGUACCUGAAUUGGCAUAUGAAUUUUUCCUUCUUUUUUUUUGGUAAGUAUUUGUAGCUUUAUCUUUGUAAAGUCUUUUAGGCCAAAAGGGGGUCCAAUUAAAUUGUAUGCACAUUUCAGUCCCAUUUAUUGAGUUUUGAUUAUUUUAUAUC
This is a messenger RNA of Juglans regia (Persian walnut), 1966 nucleotides long. Its product is annotated as probable trehalose-phosphate phosphatase F. The record is from RefSeq and is a predicted model, not a curated record. Gene Ontology annotation, biological process: trehalose biosynthetic process. Lineage: Eukaryota; Viridiplantae; Streptophyta; Magnoliopsida; Fagales; Juglandaceae. The transcript is spliced from 14 exons. Gene Ontology annotation, molecular function: trehalose-phosphatase activity. Bases 575 to 1732 code for a protein of 385 amino acids.